GUCACUCAGUCCCCGAACACCAUGACUGAGGACAUUUACACCAAUGGCUCAGCGACUCUGGGCAGCCCUUCCCACAGCAACGGCCGCGAGGUGCGGAAGAUACGCCUCGUCCAGUUCGAGAAGGUCACAGAGGAGCCCAUGGGAAUAACACUGAAGCUCAACGACAAGCAGAGCUGCAUGGUGGCCAGGAUCUUCCACGGGGGCAUGAUUCACAGACAAGGCUCCCUUCACGUGGGUGAUGAAAUUGUAGAGAUCAAUGGGCAGAGUGUGAGCAACCACUCGGUUGACCAGCUGCAGAAGAUGCUGAAAGAAACCAAGGGGAUGGUGUCAAUAAAAGUAAUUCCCAACCAACAAAGCCGCCUCCCUGCUCUCCAGAUGUUCAUGAGGGCACAGUUUGACUACGACCCCAAAAAAGACAACCUGAUCCCCUGCAAGGAAGCAGGGCUGAAGUUUCAGACCGGCGAUGUGAUUCAAAUCAUAAACAAGGACGACAGCAACUGGUGGCAGGGCCGGGUGGAGGGUUCCUCCACCGAAUCAGCAGGACUCAUCCCUUCUCCAGAGCUGCAGGAGUGGCGUGUGGCGAGCGUCACCCAGUCCAGUCAGAGCGAAUCCCCAAGCUGUAGCCCCUUUGGAAAGAAGAAGAAAUGCAAAGAUAAAUAUCUGGCCAAGCACAGCUCAAUUUUUGACCAGCUGGAUGUGGUUUCCUACGAGGAGGUGGUGAGGCUGCCUGCCUUCAAGAGGAAGACUCUGGUGCUCAUCGGGGCCAGCGGCGUGGGCCGUAGCCACAUCAAGAACGCUUUGCUCAGCAACAACCCGGAGAAGUUCAUGUACCCACCCCCAUACACCACACGCCCCCAGAAGAAGAAUGAGGUGGACGGGAAGGACUACUACUUUGUCUCCACCGAGGAGAUGACCCGAGACAUCUCGGCCAAUGAGUUCCUGGAGUUUGGAAGCUACCAGGGAAACAUGUUUGGCACCAAGUUUGAAACCGUGCACAAGAUCCACCAGCAAGACAAAGUCGCUAUUUUGGACGUUGAGCCCCAGACCCUGAAGAUCAUCCGCACGGCCGAACUCUCCCCGUUCAUAGUCUUCAUCGCCCCGACAGACAAGGCAGAGCAGUCAGAGGCAUUGCAGCAGCUCCGGAAGGAUUCGGAGAGCAUCCGGAGCCGAUACGCACACUACUUCGACCUCUCCCUGGUCAACAACGGGGUGGAAGAGAGCCUCCAGCUGCUGCAGGAAGCCUUCGAGCGGGCCUGCAGCUCCCCGCAGUGGGUGCCCGUCUCCUGGGUGUACUGAGGGCAGCAAACCCAGCCACUUCCAUCAGCCAUCCUGCAGCCAUGGGGAGAAACCUCCUCAGCUUUCCCCCCAGUCCACAUACAGCCCAGCACAACUCCCUUCCUCCCCAGC
Messenger RNA from Eurypyga helias (sunbittern), 1407 nucleotides. RefSeq names its product membrane protein, palmitoylated 1, 55kDa (gene MPP1). Lineage: Eukaryota; Metazoa; Chordata; Aves; Eurypygiformes; Eurypygidae. The transcript has 11 exons. Gene Ontology annotation, cellular component: plasma membrane; cell-cell junction. Gene Ontology annotation, molecular function: signaling receptor binding. The record is from RefSeq and is a predicted model, not a curated record. The coding region runs from base 22 to 1296 and encodes 424 amino acids.